AUGAAGUGUAAGCAUCCAUUGUGUAUUGAAAAAUGCAGAGAAAAAGCAAAACUAAAUGCAGAUGUAGUGCAAUGCAAAUGUAUUGAAGAUAUUGGGAUAUUUAUUUGGGAAUGGUCCCCAGCCCAUAGUUCACCCGAUACGAGAAUAACUAAUGAUAAUAAGGAUAUUUUAUUUCAUCCUUGCUAUAGUUCUGGUACUGCAGCUGUGAGAGGAACCAUACCAUUUGAGAGAAACUUACAUUAUUAUUGGGAAGUGCAAAUGACUUCAAAUAUGUAUGGAACCGAUGUGAUGGUAGGUGUUGGUACAGCAAAAGUUGUAUUUGCUGACUGGAAAUUUAGGUUCUGUAGUCUACUAGGAAUAGAUUCUCAAUCAUGGGGUUACUCCUACCAUGGACUUAUUCAACACAACAAAUUAGUUAGGAAGUAUGGAUCAAAAUUUGGGUUGGGUAGCUCUAUUGGAGUUCAUUUAGAUAUGAACAAAGGAACUUUAGAAUAUUUUUUAAAUAGAAAACCUUUAGGAAUUGCUUUUACUGGGAUUAAAACUCAGGAACUAUACCCCAUGGUUAGUUCUACGGCAGCUCAAUCUGCAGUUAGGUUAACCUGUGCAGUAUCAGAAGAAUCUACCUUACAGAUGUUGUGUUUAGACUUUAUUGCAAAACACAAAAAUCUGUACCAAAGUUAUCAACAGAUUCCUGGCCUUAAACGGUUGUAUGAAAGGAAGUACUUUUGGAUUGGGCCAAAUUUUGAAGAAGAUAAGAUAAAACGCUUAGCAAACUUAGAAGACAACUUGAUGUGUCCUUUAUAUUAUGAAAACUUCCUGAAAUCCCAUAAGAAACUAAGAACCACGCCUUGGUUCCCUUCGGAUUUCAGUAGUGACAUUGACACAAGUGACUCAAAUGUAUCGAAUGCAUCUUCUGAUUAUGAUACGCAAUGA
Diabrotica balteata is the source of this 933-nucleotide messenger RNA. NCBI's taxonomy places the organism in Eukaryota, Metazoa, Arthropoda, Insecta, Coleoptera, Chrysomelidae. The record is from the annotation of a GenBank genome assembly.